AUGUCAUUUUUCCUUUGCUGCGGAGGAAAGAUGGACAACAGGGCGAGGUCUGUGGAGGUGGAGGCGUCGACAAGGAGCAAACGGAAUAUCCCAGGAGGUGGCGGCGCCGCCGCAGGAGCGGCGGCGAGGGGAGGAUCGAACAGCGGCGAGAGCAAGAAUCUAGUGUUCUUCGGAUCAGAUGCGAGAGUUUUCGACCUGGAGCAGCUGCUCAGGGCGUCUGCAGAGGUGCUCGGGAAGGGAACCAUCGGCACCGCCUAUAAGGUGGUGCUGGUGAGCGAGAGGGUGCUGGCCGUGAAGAGGCUGAGGGACGUCGAGCUGUCGGAGCAGGAAUUCAGGGAGAAGAUCGAACCCGUCGGCGCCAUGGUCCACCGUAAUCUGGUUCCGCUUCGAGCCUACUACUACAGCAAGGACGAGAAGCUCCUCGUCUACGACUUCAUCUCCGAAGGUAGCGUCUCCGCCCUCCUCCACGGUAAGUCCCGCCACUCAUCCUCUCCCUCUCUUCCUCUUCCUCUCUUCCUAUCUUCCUCUGCAUGUCUUCCUCUUCUUCUUCCUACCUUCCUCUUCAUCAUCUUCUGUCUUCCUCUUCCGUUCUUCCUAUCUUUUUCGUCCUCUUCCUGCUUAAGAUCACUACUUUCUGGUCUUCGACCCAGUCGGAAUCAGACAAACCAGAGCAAGAAUCUGCAUCGAAAAACCAGGGAAAAAGAUAGAUUCUGAUCGAUCGAGUGUUUUGCAGACACCAAAGGAACCGGGAAGCCGCAGCUGCACUGGCGGGCGCGGCUGGAGAUCGCCCUCGAUGCCACCCGCGGCAUCGCCUACAUCCACUCCACCUCCCCGUCGGCCUCCCACGGUAACCUCAAGUCCUCCAACGUCCUCCUCCUCUCCGGCACCGCCCUCGUCUCCGACCACGGCCUAGCCCCCCUCCGCCGCCCCGCCUCCUUCCCCGGUCACCCCGCCCCGGAGGUCACCGACCCCCGCCGGAUCUCCCAGAACGCCGACGUCUACAGCUUCGGCGUCCUCCUCCUCGAGCUCCUCACCGGCAAGGCCCCCGCGCAUCCGCUGCUCUACGAAGAAGCCUUCGAUCUCCCCCGCUGGGUGCAGUCCGUUGUCAAGGAGGAGUGGGCCUCCGAGGUCUUCGACCCAGAGCUUCUCCAAUACCAGGACGUGGAGGACGAGAUGGUCCAGCUCCUCGAGCUCGCCAUCGACUGCACCGCCCAGUACCACGACAAGCGCCCCGCCAUGCCGGACAUCGUCUCCCGCAUCGAACAAAUCCACCGCUCCAGCUCCCAUUCCGACGACCACCGGCACGUGUAG
Molecule: messenger RNA, 1311 nt
Organism: Spirodela intermedia
Lineage: Eukaryota; Viridiplantae; Streptophyta; Magnoliopsida; Alismatales; Araceae
Source: the annotation of a GenBank genome assembly